UUCACUUCCACCAUUUCGCGAUAGCCCUAGCGCUUCAACUCACAGAGAGAAAUCAUGGUCUCUCUCAAACUCCAAAAGCGUCUCUCUUCCAGCGUCCUCAAGUGCGGUAGAGGCAAGGUUUGGCUCGAUCCAAAUGAAGUCAAUGAAAUCUCCAUGGCCAAUUCUCGCCAAAACAUUAGGAAGCUGGUGAAGGAUGGGUUUAUCAUCAGGAAACCUACCAAGAUUCAUUCCCGAUCACGUGCUCGUCGUAUCAAGGAAGCUAAGCAAAAAGGAAGACACUCUGGAUAUGGUAAGAGGAAGGGUACAAGGGAGGCAAGGCUUCCAACAAAGAUCCUUUGGAUGAGGAGAAUGCGCGUGCUUAGACGCUUGCUCCGCAAGUACCGUGAGACUAAGAAGAUUGACAAGCACAUGUAUCAUGACAUGUAUAUGAAGGUUAAGGGUAAUGUCUUUAAGAACAAGAGAGUUCUUAUGGAAAGUAUCCACAAGUCUAAAGCCGAGAAGGCAAGAGAGAAGACCCUAUCUGAUCAGUUCGAGGCCAAGCGUGCCAAGAACAAGGCCAGCCGAGAAAGAAAGCAUGCUCGGAGGGAGGAGCGUUUCGCUCAAGGUCCUGGAGGAGAGAAGCCAGCAGCUGCACCUGCUGCUGCGCCUGCUGCAGCAGCACAGCCAACCCAAGCAUCAAAGAAAUCGAAGAAGGCAGCAGCAGUCUGAGAUUGCUUUGCAGAAUUGUUGGGCAGUCAUCCUUAUUUACUGUUCUAAAGUAGUUUUGACUCUUUUUGUUCGAUUAAGACCUUGUUUAGUUUUUAUUUAUCAGGUGUAUGGAUUUAUUAUAGUCCCUGUUCUAAAUGGUGUUUUGCUGUUUUUGCUAUGAAUUUAUUGCGGAAACACUUGUGGUUAUAGCUUGUCUUUGUACUUUUGCUGGUAUGGCUUUUAUAAUUAUUGAUCUAUUUAUCAA
This is a messenger RNA of Trifolium pratense (red clover), 952 nucleotides long. RefSeq names its product 60S ribosomal protein L19-3. Gene Ontology annotation, molecular function: RNA binding; structural constituent of ribosome. Lineage: Eukaryota; Viridiplantae; Streptophyta; Magnoliopsida; Fabales; Fabaceae. The coding region runs from base 55 to 708 and encodes 217 amino acids. The transcript has 5 exons. Gene Ontology annotation, biological process: translation. Gene Ontology annotation, cellular component: ribosome; cytosolic large ribosomal subunit. The record is from RefSeq and is a predicted model, not a curated record.